Messenger RNA from Purpureocillium lilacinum, 1902 nucleotides. NCBI's taxonomy places the organism in Eukaryota, Fungi, Ascomycota, Sordariomycetes, Hypocreales, Ophiocordycipitaceae. The record is from RefSeq and is a predicted model, not a curated record.
AUGGACGGCCUCGACUACCCCGACUCGGCCGUCAUGGAUACCGACUCACCGCGGCAGGCGGGAUCCAGAACGGGCGCCGACGGCGGCAGCACCACCAGCAGUAGCAGGCGCUCCCCCAUGACCAAGACGCGGUCCCUGUCCGACGGCGGCGGCACGCCCUCGAAGCUUUCCCCGUCGCCGCACAUCGUCGAGGCCGCGCGCCGCACCUCCAAGGACGACAGCGGCCUGCACCUCCGCGAUCCCCAGACCCAGCAUCCCCAGCCGCCCGUCACGCCGCGACGCGACCCCAGGGGCAGGGGCCACCAUCACGGCCUCUCGCUGCAGAUGCAGUCGACGCACGCGCCUCGCCAGUUCACGCCGCCCCCGGCCGCCUCCAACCCGUACGUCAAGCCGCCGCCGCUAUCCCCCAAGCUCGACCACUCCCAGAUCUUUGCCUCCCCGACCAACAUCCUGCCGCGCCGCUCCCGCGGCCUCGACUUUUCCCGUGCCGCUACCAGUCUCCACCAUUCGACCCUCGCCGAGCAGUCGUCGCCCGACUCGUCGCCGACCACGGCAGACCGCGCCGUCAACAUCCCCGGCCGCCGGGACUACGGCGCCCACGGGCCCGAGCAGACGUCCACCUCGCUGUGGUCCGUCAUGGGCGACCGGGAGAAGAUGAAUAUGAGCAGCUCCCUCGGCAGCAACCACGCGCUCUCCCACUCCCACUCCCACUCCCAUGGCCACACCCACGCCGUCGCCGUCGCCUCCGACUCGUCCACCACCUCGGACGAUGAUCUCAUGGACGAAGACACGGACGAGGCCUACGUCACUACGCCCCUCGUCAAGUCGUCCGCCACCAUGGGACAGGGGCCUCCCGGCGGGCCCUUUGGCUCACCGGCCAUGAGCAGCCUCAUGAGCUUCCAGCAGCGGCAGCGUCCGCGGAAGCAUCCCAAAAAGAAAGUACGCGCACCGCUCGGGCUGGGCUUCAACCUCUCGGCCGCGUCGCUGUCCAAGUCGCCACCGAGCAGCUCUGCCCAGGCUAGGAGAGAAAGCAUCAGCUGGCAGGCCAACCAACUGCACAUCUCGAGCGUGGAGGCGGAGGAGGGCGGCCGCUCCAGCGAAGGCGAUGCAUCCCAGGAAGCGCAAAAGGGCGUCCCCAAGACAAAGACCUUUGCCCGCAUACGCGCCGCCCUGCUCGAAGAAGGCGCGCCGGCCGAAGCCGAGACGCGCCGCGAGGCCGAGGUCGUCAAGCAGGUCCGCGAAAGCGACAUGGACCUCGAGCCGCGUAUUCCCGCGCAAGCGGACGCCACAGCCAGCACGUUGUCGUCGCCCAACAUGGCCAACAUUGAUGCAGACAUUCCCGAGGAGGAUAUGGGCGAGGCGAUAGGCGCGUUCAAGCACCACGCCAUCAGAAAGUCCAAAGGCAAGAACUUUUGGGACGCCUUUUCGGAGUCGAGCAGCCGCACCACGCCGCCGCCGCCCUCGUUUCUUCCGCGGGGCUCGUCUUCUGGCGUGAGCGAGGACGCGGCCAUGGACUCGCCCUCGCUGGCCGGUCCGGGGCAGGGGUCACAGAGUGGCAGCAACUCGGGCCCCAGCGCCGCUGAGAUCACGCGCCGCAUCAACAACAAGCGCCGCCGCGACGACGACCUCGAUCCCAUCAGCUUUAAGCGGCGGGCCGUGAGCCCGGGUAUGAGUGUGCACAACUCGCCGGUCCUACAGAGCCCAAUGCAGCGCGACUCUAUGGCGUGGGGCUCGCGGCCCGGCAGCACGGGGGGCGACAAGGGCAGCAGCGCGCCGAGCGACACGGGGAGCAACGGCGGCACACCCGCCAACCCGCCCGGCCGGCUCAACAGCAAGGGCAGGGUGGGCUUCCAAGGCAUGGUGGACACCAACGACGGCAUCAUGCGGAUGAGUAUCGAGUAG